AUGUUCCCGGAUGAGCUCAAGGGCCUGACGCCGGUGGAGGAGAAGCUGAUCGCGCUGAACUCGUGCUAUGGGUUCGUCACAAGGUACAACGUCUCAGGCGGCCCGAAGCAGACGUUGAGAUAUCCCAAGCACGUCAAGGGCCACAUCACGGUGUUCCCGAACAACGUGCAGGAAUUGCUGACGAAGGUGCUGCCGCACCCACUCUUCCGGGUAAUGGACGAGAUCCACGUCUCGUGGCAGGGUGCGGUAAGGCCGACACCGAGUGACUUGUCGGGUCUGCUGUCGGUGAGGCGGCGUGUCGUCGAGAGGGCCCUCAUCUGGUUGAAGAGGAACAACCCACACUACGCCGAGAUCGAGAUCGACGUGGCGGAGAUGGAGAGUUGGGGAGACCCGGCCCACGGGGUGCCGCCGUUGGUGUACGGGCGCCUGGAGCGGAACGAGCCGUCGGCGUGGGAGAAGACGAGGACGGCGCACGUCGUGCCGCCCACGGAGCGGGCCAUGGACGACGAGGGGGCGGUAGAGAUCGAAGAAGUCCUCGCUCUGCUGAACCAAGGGGAAAGCAGGACGAGUCGCGAGGCCGGCGAGCCAGGGUCAAACGAGGCGCACGAGGCGCACGGCCAGAGCGACGGCGAGACCGGUGAUGAUGCGAAGACGAUCAACGAGGUGACCUCGUCGGGAAUGUUUGCGCUGGACGGACCGCCCGACGUAGCCGACGUCGACAAAUUGCGCUUCGCAUGCGAUGCCGUCCGCGACGGCGCAGCCGACGGCGGCACGGACCCGAGAACGGGGUCGAAUCCUCGGCAAGGGCAGCCGGGGCAUGCCGAUGGUUCUGAACCGUACAUUCAUAUUCGCCGUGGGGAUGAAUUCGCCGACUCGUUCGAGGCCUGCUUCUUUGCAAAGACCUUCCCCACGCUGUUACCAUUUGGCGUCGGAGGGCCGCGAUCGGUCGAUGAAGCGACCCUACAUCUGGGCAGAGGCGGCGCCAACACGCGCGAGCCGGAGGUGGGGACGCAGGACCUCGUGUCGUCCCGGAACAUGAGCCUUCGGACGUGGGCCGACACGGUGCUGCGACGCCACGGCGGCCGGUUCGCGACGCACCACAUCUUCGCGUUCCUCGCCUUCAACAUGGGCGUGCGGUCGAGAAACCGUCGAGUCAGCAUGCUGAGCGUGACGAGGAAGAACUUCGGCAACGUGGAGCGCAUCGUACGGUCGCUGACCGCAGACGGAUUAGCGGCAGCCAGGGCCGAGCUGGAGAGCACAGGCAAGACGACCGACGACGCCGUGAAGGAGCUCCUCAGGAGCCUUUCGCUGUAUGCGUACCGCACGCGCGACCCCGAGGCGGCCGAGGCGUUCCUGCGAAGCCUCGAUAUGUCGUUCAAACGGGUCCGGCUAUCCGUCUCCGACCCGAUGAGCUCGGCCAUGUUCUUCCAUCGCGAGAUGGCGCUGUUCUUCGAGCAUUACGUAAAUGCAGGGGGGGAGCUCCUUCACGUCCACGGGCUGCUCUGGCUACACGGGAACGCGCACCUGGGCUCGAUGCUCGCCGACGCCCACGGCGAGGAACAGGCGGCGUACCGCGAGCGGAUCGUCCGCUAUGUCGAUAGCGUCUUCUGCGAGGACCUGGACCAGGAGGUGCCGAGCGGUUCUCGGCCGCAUUCGAAGGAAGCCAACUUCUGCGCCGGCGCGACGCAGAUCCACACCCAUAGUCCGACAUGCGUCAAGUACUCCCUGGGCGACAAGGGACGAAAGGGCGACCUCUGUCGCUUCAAGGCGCCAUGGAAGCUGGUGGAGAAGACGGCCUUCUCGCCGGACGGCGUGCUGCGGAUCCGUAGGACGCAUCCCAUGGUGAAUCGAUGGAAUAAGGCCAUCGCCGUGGGGCUCCGCCACAACCACGACAUCUCCUUCAUAGCGACGCAGCGGAAGACCACGGCGCUCGUCUACUACGUCACGAACUACGCGACCAAGGUAGAGGACCCGACGUGGAAGCGCGUCGCCGCCGCCGCGGAUCUACUGCCCGUCGUCUCGGCCGGGGAGGACGCCGGAAGUGGCGUCGUGGGCGGUGAUGAUGGAACCAAGAACAAGACACGGCAGUUUCUGAUGAGAGUGGCGAACCGUGUCUUCACGGAGCGGGCUCUGUCCCAAGUCGAGGUCGUCGCCCAUCUGCUAGGGUACCCAAGCGAGUUCACGAGCAGCAGCGCCUGGGCGUACCUAAACGUGUCGGUGCUCUACUGGCACGUCUCGAGACGGUGGCGACACCUUCGACAGGAGAGCGGCACCGCGGUCGCUGACGUGUCCGUAGAUGAGUCGGUCGUCGUGGAAGAAGCGGGCGAACGGAUCAGCUUCGCCGAGGCGUACCAUCAUCGCGGAAACGUCCUACGAGGCUUAUGCCUAUACGACUACGUUUCGCUCGUCAGGCUCCAACGCGUCGGCAAGGACGGGUGUUCCGGUAUUGAGGCGGCCGGGAAGCAUGCCGUCGUCUGCCUUGACGGGUACCUAAGCAAGGAUUUUGAAGAGGACGACGAGGAUCAUGCCAUCGCAGGGCAGCCGUGCAGCAUCUUGCACUGUUCACCCCGUGGGAGGCCUUUCUUAGCGAGGAGCGAGGCGACAUCAACGACAUAUGGAGGCGCGCGCGGGCAGCUUCCGCCGAGAACCUCGUGCCUCGUCGACAACGUUCAAUUGCUCAGGCGUUCCGCCGAGGACGCCAAGCGAGACGCCAAGCAAUGGGCAGCCUCGUCCGGCGACGGGGGAGGAGGGCAGGGCCAGGGCCAAGCGGAUCACGAGGCGGCAUCGGCGUACCAGUCGGACGACGUCGGAAUGGCGACGCGACUGAUUGACGUCGUGCGAAGCGCGGCCGGGGCGAACCAGAUCACGGCGGGAUCGCAGGAGCUUUCGGGAAUGAUGCAGCAGCUCUGCCGCUUCCAACAAUCCGCACUAGCCUCGACGGCCGAGCUCCAGGCCACCAUGGUGACCGAACGGGGUGGGAGGUACAUCAACAUGCCCGGCCAGGUGUUCUCCGGGGCCGCCGUGCCGCCGCAGGAUCAGGUCAGGGCCAUCAAGUCGCAGCUCUCACGAAGAAAGUCAGCAGAAAGGUCAUAUUGUAUUCCGUGUCUCUGUCCUCCUCCAUUUCUGCCCUAA
Hirsutella rhossiliensis is the source of this 3132-nucleotide messenger RNA. RefSeq names its product ATP-dependent DNA helicase PIF1. Lineage: Eukaryota; Fungi; Ascomycota; Sordariomycetes; Hypocreales; Ophiocordycipitaceae. The record is from RefSeq and is a predicted model, not a curated record. The transcript is spliced from 7 exons. Bases 1 to 3132 code for a protein of 1043 amino acids.